CGACGCUGAUUAAGUGAAGUUGUUUGGGCAGUACAAGAGCGAAGAGUAGUGUUGAAAGGGCUUCAGUUCAUGUUGUUGCUAUCGGGACGCACGGUUCUGCAGCUUUUCAUACAUAGGUUCACCAGCUGCGGUCCAUCUCCACUACCGAAGCCCAUCUGGGUCAGUUCUGUGUUAGUAAAACUCGGAGAGAUAAACGGCGCUACACACAGUUCAUUCUUCAGUAACGUAAGCGGCCAAUAUACAGGAACCAUGCCCGAAAGAAGGCCCUUCGUGCGGUUACCUACUGACGUUUACCCUGUCAACUAUGGGUUAUGUCUGAGGCCAGACCUGAUCGACUUCACUUUUGACGGCAAGCUGGAGGCACAAGUGGAGGUGACGCAGGCUACAAAUCAGAUUGUGAUGAACUGCGCUGACAUUGACAUUAUAACAGCUUCUUUUGCACCAGACGGAGGAGAUGAAAUUAAUGCUACAGGUUUCAACUAUCAAAACGAGGAUGAAAAAGUCACCCUGUCGUUUCCUAGUGCCCUACAGAAAGGCUCUGGCACAUUGAAGAUUGACUUUGUGGGGGAACUGAACGACAAAAUGAAAGGAUUCUAUAGAAGUAAAUAUACAACACCUUCUGGAGAGACCCGGUAUGCAGCUGUCACACAGUUUGAGGCCACAGAUGCUCGCAGAGCUUUUCCCUGUUGGGAUGAGCCCGCCAUCAAAGCUACCUUUGACAUCGCCCUGAUAGUUCCCAAGGACAGAGUUGCCUUGUCCAAUAUGAAUGUCAUUGAUCGAAAGCCAUACCCAGAUGAUGAAAACCUCGUGGAAGUAAAGUUUGCUACCACACCCAUCAUGUCCACUUACCUCGUAGCUUUUGUGAUUGGUGAAUAUGAUUUUGUGGAGAGCCAGUCGUCAGAUGGUAUAAUGGUACGCGUCUACACACCUGUCGGGAAGGCAGAACAAGGGAAAUUUGCAUUGGAGGUUGCUACUAAGACCUUACCUUUCUACAAAGACUACUUCAGUGUUCCUUAUCCGUUACCUAAAAUUGAUCUCAUAGCUAUCGCUGAUUUUGCUGCUGGUGCCAUGGAAAACUGGGGCCUUGUUACAUACAGGGAGACUGCACUACUAAUUGAUCCGAAGAACUCCUGCUCGUCAUCCAGGCAGUGGGUGGCACUAGUGGUUGGACACGAACUCGCCCACCAGUGGUUUGGAAACUUGGUCACCAUGGAAUGGUGGACUCACCUCUGGCUUAAUGAGGGGUUUGCAUCCUGGAUUGAGUAUCUGUGUGUGGAUCACUGCUUCCCAGAGUAUGAAAUCUGGACCCAGUUUGUCUCGGCAGACUACACCCGCGCUCUUGACUUGGAUGCACUGGACAGCAGCCACCCCAUAGAGGUGAAUGUGGGUCAUCCAUCAGAAGUAGAUGAAAUAUUUGACGCAAUCUCCUACAGCAAAGGAGCAUCUGUGAUCCGUAUGUUGCACGACUACAUUGGAGACGAGGACUUUAGGAAAGGGAUGAAUGCCUAUCUUUUAAAGUUCCAACAUAAAAAUGCAUCAACAGAGGACCUCUGGGAUUCUCUGGAACAGGCGAGUGGGAAACCCAUCGCAGCAGUAAUGAGCUCAUGGACCAAGCAAAUGGGCUUCCCAAUAAUAGUAGUUGACCAGGAACAGCAAGGUGAUGACAGGGUCCUUAAGAUAUUGCAGAAGAAGUUCUGUGCCAGUGGACCACAUAAUGGUGAGAGUUGUCCCAGUUGGAUGGUGCCUAUUAGCAUUUGUACUAGCGAGGACCCCAAAUGCUCCAAGCUCAAGAUUUUGCUGGACAAAGCUGAGACAACUGUGACUCUGAGUGGCGUCGGUCCUGAUCAGUGGAUCAAGAUCAACCCUGGAACUGUGGGCUUUUAUCGGAUCCAGUACAGCUCAUCCAUGUUGGAGAGUCUGCUGCCGGGAAUCAGAGACCUUAGCCUGCAGCCUGUGGACCGACUCGGCCUGCAGAAUGACCUCUUCUCUCUUUCUCGUGCAGGGAUGAUUAGCACAGUGGAGGUACUGAAGCUGAUGGAGGCAUUCGUCAACGAACCGAACUAUACUGUUUGGAGCGACCUCAGCUGCAACCUGGGAGUGUUGUCUUCGCUGCUAUCUCACACGGAGUUUCACGAGGAGAUCCGGGAGUUCAUCCGGGACCUCUUCUCACCGAUUGGCCUCAGGCUGGGCUGGGAUAGCAAACCAGGGGAAGGCCAUCUGGACGCUCUACUGAGAGGCCUAGUUUUGGGCAAACUGGGAAAGGCGGGACACAAACCCACACUGGAAGAGGCCAGACGGAGAUUCAAGGAGCAUGUGGACGGGAAGCAGGUGCUGCCUGCAGACCUGAGGAGCCCAGUGUAUCUAACAGUGCUGAAGCAUGGUGACAGCACCACACUGGACACGAUGCUGAAGCUCCAUAAACAAGCAGACAUGCAGGAGGAGAAGAAUCGCAUUGAGCGAGUGCUCGGCGCCAUCUCUGCUCCUGAUCUAAUCCAGAAAGUCCUCAACUUCGCCCUCUCGGAAGAGGUUCGUCCCCAGGACACGGUGUCUGUAAUCGGAGGGGUGGCCGGAAGCAGUAAGCAAGGCCGGAAAGCUGCCUGGAAAUUUGUCAGGGACAACUGGGAAGAGCUUUACAAUCGCUACCAAGGAGGCUUCCUCAUAUCACGCCUCAUCAAGCUUACAGUCGAUGGAUUUGCUAUUGAUAAAAUGGCAGCUGAAGUCAAGAGCUUUUUCGAGAGUCACCCUGCCCCGGCUGCUGAGCGCACCGUACAGCAGUGCUGCGAGAACAUCCUCCUGAACGCUGCCUGGCUGAAGCGUGACGCAGAUGACAUUCACCAGUAUCUACUGCAGCGCAAGGCGCCCCCUGUCUGAGCCGCCUGCCUGCUGCAUGCUCUCCUCCAGCCGCCCCCCCACCCCCAGUACGGACCUCCCAUCAUCAUAGCCGUCUCACCCACCUUCCGUGACUUUAUAUCAGAAGGGGAGACGAGAGUACUUCUAGCUUCAUUACCCUGAACUGUACAAAACAAGAAGACAACGCCAAGGAUUGAACAGAGCUUCAGAAAGAUGAGGGGAAAAUAACGAGAAAAGUCCACUUUAUCAGACCAGGAAUGUAGGUUCCAUUCUGUCCAUGACCAGAGGACAUAUUCAUCAGUCGGUGCGCAACACUACUAAAGCUGUGCUCAUCAGAGAUGCAGAUACAGUAUAACCCUGCGUAGCCACCCUGUAUCACGUGCCCUCAUAUGCACACCUUCAUCCAUCCCUGCAUCAUAGCUGAGAUAACUGUGAACCGACCCCCCCCUACUCAUUUUCUCUGCUCUAUCCAUACAUUUUGUAUGCAUGAAGUGUCAUUUUUCAGCUUUGUUUACCUCAGUAGGUUUGUAAGAAUUUCCCAUUUGGUUUUCCCAUCUCCUCACUUUGUCUCCUAACCCUCCUACUCUUCUUUCAGGCACUGUGAUUGGGUGAGAGCAGAGGGCGUCUGGACAGAGGGAGCUUCUUAACACUAGUGUGUGUUGUAGUUUUCAACAGCACUGAUUCUUCACUGCUAAUAAAUUGUUAGGACAGGGCUAGCAUGGUACUAUAUUGUAAACUGUUUAAUGCAAGAAAUUCUUUGAUAUUCUUUUGAAAGAAAUAAUGAAACUAUUCAUAAAUCAUGUCUCCACCCAGCCUUCAUGCACCUAAACAGAGUUCUGUUAAGUCGGUUUGUAUAGUUGGAAUCGAGGAAAAAAUAUUUAAUCGUGUUUCUCUAUCCGCUUCCAGCCAUUAAAUGAUGAUUCAGGAGAGUUUUUUUUAUAAGACAACAGAUCCAAUGAUUUAUUUAAAUGUUUAGAUGGUCUUUAUCUCAGAACAACACUGUGUCUUUUAUUCUGAAGGGACACCAGGAAACUCCUCUUCUGCAGUGUCAGAUGUGGCCUGGUCCAUUUUUCUGGAUGGGACAGACUUAUCUCCAGUUUAACUGUCAAACUGGGCAGCCUUAAACAAGCUGAUUGGUUUGCAGUCAUUAUUAAACCCUUAUGUGGUGACCCCCCACUCAACAUAAACUGUAUCCAACUUGGCAGGUUCUGCAAACUUGUUAAAAAAAAUAUAUCUAUAUAAAAUUUGCAAUUUGAUGUGGUUUUUGGAAAUGCACUCCAGUCAUUCAGCCUGUCAGCCGCUUUCCAUCCUUUAUUUGUUAAAGCAACAGUUCAUAUAAAUGAGGAAAAUACUUUUACAUGGUGACUCUUUAAGGCAUGCACUGACAACCCCAGAUAUCCAUUUAGAAUUAGAUUUGUUCUUUUAUGUGAGCCAAUCAUAUUGAACCAUAGAUGUCUCCAGCAAUGUUUUGCUUCUUAAAAAUGAGUUUGACUUAUAAUUUAAUAGUGAAGGUGUCAGUGGGUCAGGUGUUUGAUUUUCUAAACUACAAAUUCUGAAAAGUUCUAUUUGGCUCUAAAUGAAAGUCUGACAGUGAAAAAACAUGUCUUAAUUGCAGCUUAUUUUCCAAGUUGGGUCUAACAGGAUUUCUGCAGGUUUUUAAAGUCCUACAUUUAAUAAUGUCAAUUAAAGAUUUAAAAAAAAAACAUA
This is a messenger RNA of Girardinichthys multiradiatus, 4557 nucleotides long. RefSeq names its product aminopeptidase puromycin sensitive (gene npepps). The coding region runs from base 70 to 2871 and encodes 933 amino acids. Gene Ontology annotation, biological process: peptide catabolic process; proteolysis. The record is from RefSeq and is a predicted model, not a curated record. Lineage: Eukaryota; Metazoa; Chordata; Actinopteri; Cyprinodontiformes; Goodeidae. Gene Ontology annotation, molecular function: peptide binding; metalloaminopeptidase activity; zinc ion binding. Gene Ontology annotation, cellular component: cytoplasm. The transcript has 23 exons.